Balaenoptera ricei (Rice's whale) is the source of this 6484-nucleotide messenger RNA. RefSeq names its product PTPRF interacting protein alpha 4 (gene PPFIA4). Gene Ontology annotation, biological process: synapse organization. Bases 631 to 4251 code for a protein of 1206 amino acids. The record is from RefSeq and is a predicted model, not a curated record. NCBI's taxonomy places the organism in Eukaryota, Metazoa, Chordata, Mammalia, Artiodactyla, Balaenopteridae. Gene Ontology annotation, molecular function: protein binding. The transcript is spliced from 32 exons. Gene Ontology annotation, cellular component: presynaptic active zone.
UGGUGGAGGCUGCAGCUACGUCCGCGCCUGCUCGGCUCCCUAGGACGCGUCGGGCUCCCGGGGUCCGGGGUGGCUUCUUGCUCGGAUACGAGCUGCCCGGCCUUCAGUGAUUGCAGGCAGACUUCGCUACUGCUUCUUCUGCCGCCCCUCACCAGCCUUUGCAGUGCCCUGUGCCCUUGGAGGAGAGUCAGAGAAGAAGCGCCUGGGCCAGGUCCGCUCCUUUGGCACAAGAGACCACUGCCCUCCAGAAACGAUGGUUGUCACUGGACCCAGCUGGGACUCUGCCAGGCUCCAGUGCUCAGUCUAAGGAAAGGGCCCUCUUCCAGCCCUGCUCUCCCUGUCUGUCAUGGCCACACUCAGCUGCUGCCUGCUUGCCUGGGGACAUAGGGCACCCAGCCCCAGCGCUGAGAGGUUAAACCAGGCCCUCUAGCUCCAUUUCACAGGGGCACUCUGGGCACCAGUCCCCUUUCAGACCGAGAGCAACUGAUGCCAUGGGAGAAGCCCCUGCCCAUCUGUUCACUCACCUGGCACUGCCUGCUCUGAGACCCCUACACGGGUCGCCCUGGAGGUGCCAACCCUGUGAACCCCUCCCUGUGCCCUGACACUGAGAAAGCCCUGCCCACCCCCACCAUGUGUGAAGUGAUGCCCACAAUCAACGAGGGGGACCCCCUGGGGCCUCCCCAUGGAACGGAUGCUGACGCCAACUUUGAGCAGCUGAUGGUGAACAUGCUGGAUGAGCGGGAGAAGUUGCUAGAGUCCCUUCGGGAGAGUCAGGAGACUUUGGCGGCGACACAGAGCUGGCUCCAGGAUGCCCUGCAUGAGCGAGACCAGCUCCAGCGCCACCUUAACUCUGCCCUUCCCCAGGAAUUUGCCACCUUAACCCGGGAGCUGAGUAUGUGUCGGGAGCAGCUUCUAGAGAGGGAGGAAGAGAUAUCAGAGCUGAAAGCAGAGCGGAAUAACACAAGGUUGCUUCUGGAACAUCUGGAGUGCCUAGUGUCCCGUCAUGAGCGGUCACUGAGGAUGACUGUGGUGAAGCGUCAGGCUCAGUCACCUUCAGGGGUUUCCAGUGAGGUGGAGGUGCUGAAGGCUCUCAAGUCACUGUUUGAGCACCACAAGGCCCUGGAUGAGAAGGUGCGAGAGCGGCUCCGGGUGGCCCUGGAGAGAGUGACCACCUUGGAAGAGCAGUUGGCGGGUGCCCACCAGCAGGUAUCUGCCCUACAGCAGGAGGCAGGGGUUCAGGAUGGAGUGGCAGAAGAGGAGGGGACUGUGGAACUGGGACCGAAAUGCCUGUGGAAGCAUGACGCGGGCCAGGUAGAAGAGCUGCAGGAGCUCCUGGAGAAGCAGAACUUUGAGUUGAGCCAGGCCCGGGAGCGACUGGUCACCCUGACAGCAACCGUGGCCGAACUUGAGGAGGACCUGGGCACGGCCCGCCGGGACCUUAUCAAGUCGGAGGAGCUGAGCAGCAAACAUCAGCGGGACCUCCGGGAAGCUCUAGCCCAGAAGGAGGACAUGGAGGAGCGAAUAACCACACUGGAGAAGCGCUACCUGGCUGCUCAGCGUGAGGCUACAUCGAUUCAUGACCUCAACGACAAACUGGAGAAUGAGCUGGCCAAUAAGGAGUCCCUGCACCGCCAGUGUGAGGAGAAAGCCCAACAUCUGCAGGAGCUGCUGGAGGUAGCAGAGCAGAAACUGCAGCAGACGAUGCGCAAGGCUGAGACACUGCCAGAGGUGGAGGCUGAGCUGGCCCAGAGAAUUGCAGCCCUCACCAAGGCUGAAGAGCGGCAUGGCAACAUUGAGGAGCACCUGCGGCAGCUGGAGGGACAGCUGCAGGAAAAGAACCAAGAGCUGGCAAGGGUGCGGCAGCGGGAGAAGAUGAACGAGGACCACAACAAGCGACUGUCAGACACUGUGGACCGACUGCUUAGCGAGUCGAAUGAGCGCCUGCAGCUCCACCUCAAGGAGCGCAUAGCGGCCCUGGAGGAGAAGAACACACUGAUCCAAGAGCUGGAGAGCUCCCAGCGGCAGAUUGAAGAGCAGCACCAUCACAAGGGCCGCCUGUCUGAAGAGAUUGAGAAGCUGCGCCAAGAGGUGGACCAGCUGAAGGGUCGAGGAGGGCCAUUUGUGGAUGGCAUCCACUCCAGGGCGCACAUAGGCAGUGCAGCAGAUGUGCGGUUCUCCCUGAGCACAACCUCCCACGCACCUCAAGGUCUGCAUCGUUGCUACUCAGCACUGCGGGAAGAGUCUGCCAAGGACUGGGAGCCAUCUCCACUGCCUGGGGUGCUGGUCCCCACAGCCACCCCUGCCUUUGACAGUGACCCUGAGAUCUCUGAUGUGGAUGAGGAUGAGCCAGGGGGUCUGGUGGGCUCCAUGGACGUUGUCUCCCCCAGCAGCCACUCAGACGCCCAGACCCUGGCCAUGAUGCUGCAGGAGCAGCUGGAUGCUAUCAAUGAGGAGAUCAGGAUGAUCCAGGAAGAGAAGGAGUCCACAGAGCUCCGUGCUGAGGAGAUUGAGACACGAGUGACUAGUGGCAGCAUGGAGGCCCUAAACCUGACCCAGCUGCGCAAACGUGGUUCCAUCCCCACCUCUCUGACUGCCCUGUCCCUGGCCAGCGCGUCCCCUCCAUUCAGCGGCCGCUCCACACCUAAGCUUACUUCCCGCAGUGCUACCCAGGACCUGGACCGAAUGGGGGUCAUGACCUUGCCCAGUGACUUAAGAAAGCAUAGGAGGAAGCUGCUGUCACCAGUGUCUCGGGAAGAGAACAGAGAGGAUAAAGCCACCAUAAAAUGUGAGACUUCUCCUCCUUCCUCACCCAGGACGCUGCAGCUAGAGAAGCUUGGCCACCCAGCCCUGAGCCAGGAAGAAGGCAAGAGUGCUUUGGAGGAUCCAGGCAGCAACCCCAGCAGCAGCAACAGCAGCCAGGACUCCUUGCACAAGGGCGCCAAGCGCAAGGGCAUCAAAUCAUCCAUCGGCCGCCUGUUUGGGAAGAAGGAGAAAGGCAGGCUGAUCCAGCUGAGCCAGGACGGAGCCACGGGCCAUGUUCUGCUAACAGACUCUGAGCUCGGUCUGCAGGAGCCCAUGGUACCUACCAAGCUGGGGACCCAGGCAGAAAAGGACCGGCGGCUGAAGAAGAAACACCAGCUGCUUGAAGAUGCCCGCAGAAAAGGAAUGCCCUUUGCCCAGUGGGACGGCCCUACUGUGGUCUCCUGGCUAGAGCUCUGGGUGGGGAUGCCUGCUUGGUAUGUGGCAGCCUGCCGGGCCAACGUCAAGAGUGGUGCCAUCAUGUCAGCCCUCUCGGACACAGAGAUCCAGCGGGAAAUUGGCAUCAGCAAUGCCCUGCACCGGCUCAAGCUCCGGCUGGCUAUCCAGGAGAUGGUGUCACUGACCAGCCCCUCUGCCCCACCCACCUCCAGGACUUCUUCUGGGAAUGUCUGGGUCACCCAUGAAGAGAUGGAAACUCUGGCAACAUCCACUAAAACAGACAGUGAGGAGGGCAGCUGGGCUCAGACCCUGGCCUAUGGGGACAUGAACCACGAGUGGAUUGGGAACCAGUGGCUGCCCAGCCUGGGGCUCCCCCAGUACCGCAGCUACUUCAUGGAGUGCCUUGUGGACGCUCGCAUGCUGGAUCACCUCACCAAGAAGGACCUGCGGGUCCAUCUGAAGAUGGUGGACAGCUUCCACCGAACCAGUCUUCAGUAUGGCAUCAUGUGUCUGAAGAGGCUGAAUUAUGACCGGAAGGAGCUGGAGAAGAGGCGGGAAGAAAGCCAGCAUGAGAUCAAGGAUGUGCUGGUCUGGACCAACGACCAGGUGGUUCAUUGGGUCCAGUCUAUUGGGCUCCGGGACUAUGCAGGAAACCUGCAUGAGAGUGGUGUGCAUGGUGCUCUGCUGGCCCUGGACGAGAACUUCGACCACAAUGCGUUGGCCCUGGUCCUCCAGAUACCCACGCAGAAUACCCAGGCACGCCAGGUGAUGGAGAGAGAGUUCAACAACCUGUUGGCCUUGGGCACAGACCGGAAGCUGGAUGAUGGGGAGGACAAGGUGUUCCGCCGCGCGCCCUCCUGGAGGAAACGCUUCCGGCCACGGGACCACCACGGCAGCGCCAUGCUCAGCGCCUCUCGCGAAACGCUCCCGGUAGGCUUCCGCGUGUCCACGCUGGGGCCACUGAAGCCUCCACCGGCCCCGCCAAAGAAGAUCAUGCCUGAAGCUCACUCUCACUAUCUCUACGGACACAUGCUCUCCGCCUUCCGGGACUAGCUACAGCCCCCCAAGGCCAGCUUUCUCCUGCUUGGUUUCCCAGGCUCGGAGAGCCCUUAACCCUCCUGCUCGGUCCCCUUACUCCACGGCUCCUAGUCUCGUAUCUCAGAAUAUACUCUCUACCCCCUAGCCAUCCCACUACCCCAAGUCCAACGUGUGUCCCUUGUAAGGCUCUCUGGAAUGUGGCUGGGUUUCCUGGUGUUGUGGAGGCAACCAGGUUGUGGGUCUGCGGGAGGGAGAGGAAGGCAGCCCAAGAUGAAUGGACUCCACCUUCUCUCUUCUGCAUCUAGCUGGUCUGGACUGCAAACUCCACCAGAGACCAGGACACGCGUCAAGGGCUGGGGAUGGCCCUUCCACGAAAAUGGCACUUCAGACUGCCUUGCUUGGGUUAUUUGGCUUUCUGGUUUCUAGUUUGGUUGUACUAGAUGGUCUACAUCUGCUUUUGGCACCCUCGCCAUUAUCCCUCCCCCAACUCAUCUGCAUAGCUGCAGCUCCUGCCUCAUCUCCAGGACCUCCUUGGGGGCUGGGAAGGGCUGUAGAAGGCCCCAUUCUUCCUCAGGAUGAUGAACCUGGGAAGAGGGAAGGCUAAGGUGGAGAUUCUAGGCCCUGGUUUAAGUUGAAUCCCAAACACCAAGCAUAAGGAUGGGGAAACUCAGCCCUCCUGCCCAGUGAGAGGUGCAGGGAGGUCAGCUAGAGGGAGAGCCAAUGGCCUGUGGUAGCCUUAAGCCCAAAUGGCAGCGGGAAUGCCUCCUGCCCCAACUGUAGGGUAGAGCUGCUGCUGGGCUGGGGGGAGGGGGAAUUGUGUGGAUCUUGGCUCUGGAUCAAGCUAACCUUGCACUGCCAGCUAUGCUCCCAAUAUUCCUUCCCUUUCUGUCCCCGUUUGCCCCACUUCUUUGAUAAUCCCAGCCCCAUAAGAAUAUACCUAAUGGGUGGAUUGAGUAUAUACAUUGACCUUAAAGUCUGGUUUGAGAAAAAGGUAAUCUGAGGCUUCCUUCCUCUGAUCUCCUAGGAAGAAAAUAAAGCUUCCCCUCUAGUGAAUCAUGUCCUAGGUCCAGGAAAUCCAGUGUUGGUGAAGACUGUCAUUCUCCUGCUUGUCCCCAAACCACUACCCCUUGUUCAGGGCUCUUUUGGUGUGCAGGGACUGCUUUGUCCAGAAAUUCCUGAGACCUGCCCAGUUUCAGUUGCUUUCCCCAGUAGCACGGCAGCAUCCAGGGCCGAGGGAUACAGGUCCCACUUUGGUAGGAAUGUUAUUUCCAAGAAAUCCCUCUUCUUAACCCAUGUACUCAUCCUGCCAAGGUGCCUGGAAGUGUUUGGGACCCAAGUUCAGGGUGAGCUGAUGGAACCUAAGGUUUCAUCCAAGUGAAAGGAGAGGAAAAGUGCCUGAAGCAUGUUUCCUGGAGAGGAGCCAGUGAAGUGCCACCCUGCAGGUGGCUGAGCAGCUGGUUUGCAAGCUGAUGACUUGGAUUCUGAGUGGUGGCAAGGCUAGCAGAUGGGAUGAUGGGUCAGAGCACCCUGUCCAGAAGGAGUGCUGGAGCCUGGGGCAGUACCAGGCUUACAGGUUUCUGCUGCUUUUCAGUAGAGGAGAGGCCCACCAGUGGUGGGGCUGGGUGGGCUCCCAUGGAUAUGGGCAAGGCAUCCAACUUCCCUUGCUCUCCCUCAUUGUUCCCUGCCCUUCCUGUCUGUCAGGCCACUGGGAAUGGAGCUGGAGGAGUUCUUGAGCAGAAAAUAAGUUGGAUGGAGAGAAAGAGCUCCUAUCCCUGGUUAAUGGAUGUUAAGAUUAUGGAGAAACCCCAGAUUCCUAAGAUUGGUGAAGCUGGAGACCACAAGGCCAUCUGACUCCUUCAGGGAACUCUGAUAGGCUAGCAUAGUGGGAAAUUCAGCCCCAGCCUCUCCUCUACAACUCAACCCUAUCUUAUUUCGUCAUGUCAUAAGGCAGCAGCUGGCAGGACCCAGGUCUGUUCGGGGCAUCUUGGGAUUAUUGCAGGGAGGUGAUGCAUACAGUGAUGGAAGGCUCUUGUCUUGGUGUAUCCCUUGCCUCACAGUCAAUGUACUUUUUAUCUGGGGAGUCACUUGUGACCCAUACCCCCUCACCAGCCUCCUGUAUCUUGUCAGGUCUCUUCUCAGUACCAUACUGCUGGCACAGUGCAUCAGGAAUGGGUGUAUGGGUGUGUAUGAGUGUGAGUGUGUGUGUGUACAUACCAAUAAAUAACCUGGUUUUGAGACAACAUACAAA